AUGUCUUCAGACCUCACCGCAGCCAUGCGGGCAACGACGGAAGGCUUUCUCCACGACUUCGAAGGACAAUGGGAAGAAGGCGCGACUCUAUCUUACAGAUCUCCUGAAUGCAAACAUGUUAUGCUACCCGUAUCUCUGGGAAUCCCCGCCAGGAGCAACGACGACUUUGAGACAUACUUCAAGAGGGUUGCGCCGCUUGUUCGCGAAGCUGUGAUGACCAUCAACGACUUCGUCGCCGCCCCAGUAGACCGUCGCGCCGUCUGUCGUUCCUCAAUGACCGCCAUGACGGACGCAGGAAAGUUUGAAAACGAGUAUGUCUGGUUCUUUACGUUUGAUGAGAGCGGGAGGAAGAUUACGCAUAUUGAGGAGUUUUUGGAUAGUCAUGCUACGAAGGCGAUUCGGGAGAGGUUUAGCAAGGCGGGUUUGUUGAGCCAGUCGCAUUGA
Messenger RNA from Zasmidium cellare ATCC 36951, 444 nucleotides. RefSeq lists its product as uncharacterized. The transcript is spliced from 2 exons. The record is from RefSeq and is a predicted model, not a curated record. The coding region runs from base 1 to 444 and encodes 147 amino acids. NCBI's taxonomy places the organism in Eukaryota, Fungi, Ascomycota, Dothideomycetes, Mycosphaerellales, Mycosphaerellaceae.